Phalacrocorax carbo (great cormorant) is the source of this 3288-nucleotide messenger RNA. The record is from RefSeq and is a predicted model, not a curated record. NCBI's taxonomy places the organism in Eukaryota, Metazoa, Chordata, Aves, Suliformes, Phalacrocoracidae.
GGCGCGGAGGCUGAGCCCGCGAAGGCGGUCGGCGACGGCGGCUGUGAGCGGUCGAGCGGCGGCGGCGGCGGCGGCGGCGGUGCGGGAUGGGACGGAGCGCGGCGCCAGGUGAGAUUGCUGGAGAAUUUUUGUUGAAGGCUUGUUAAUACGAGAAAGCGACCUGAGUGUGCUAGCAAGUUACAGAACAGCCAGUUAUCUUCUCGAACUUGUAAACGGAAAGGAUCUUCUCUACUCCACUUUUUUUAAAUGGUUGUGAGCCAUGCCUUUGGUGAAAAGGAACAUUGAACCACGGCAUCUCUGCCGAGGAGCUCUGCCAGAGGGAAUUACUAGUGAACUGGAAUGUGUAACGAAUAGUACCCUUGCUGCUAUCAUACGCCAGCUAAGCAGCUUAAGCAAACAUGCUGAAGACAUAUUUGGUGAAUUGUUUAAUGAGGCCAACAGCUUCUACAUCAGAGCAAAUUCCCUUCAAGACAGAAUUGAUCGCCUUGCUGUUAAAGUUACCCAGCUGGAUUCAACGGUAGAAGAGGUAUCAUUACAGGAUAUCAACAUGAAGAAAGCAUUCAAGAGCUCAACAAUUCAAGAUCAGCAGGUAGUUUCAAAGAACAGCAUUCCUAACCCAGUGGCUGAUAUUUAUAAUCAGAGUGACAAACCUCCACCUCUGAAUAUUCUUUCACCUUAUAGGGAUGAUAAGAAAGAUGGAUUGAAAUUCUAUACUGAUCCUUCCUAUUUUUUUGAUCUUUGGAAAGAAAAAAUGUUACAAGAUACUGAAGAUAAGCGAAAAGAGAAGAGGAGACAAAAGGAGCAAAAGCGUAUAGAUGGCACCACCCGUGAGGUGAAAAAGGUUAGAAAAGCCAGGAACAGACGCCAGGAGUGGAAUAUGAUGGCAUAUGACAAAGAGCUUAGACCUGACAACAGGUUGUCUCAAAGUGUGUACCAUGGAGCAUCUUCCGAGGGAUCACUGUCCCCAGAUACUAGGUCCCAUGCAUCUGAUGUUACAGAUUAUUCUUAUCCUGCUACUCCGAAUCAUUCCCUCCAUCAGCAGGUAGCAAUGCCUUCAUACGGAACAGGAGAUGGUCCACAGUACAUGGCAGCAUCCCAAAGCCAUGAGCAUGAAUACAGGCCACCCUCCACCACCGUACGACAUGCUACUUUAAACAGACCUCAGCAACCACCUCCACCUCCACCCCAGCCUUCAGAUGGCCAACAUAGCUCAGCACCUGUGGUACCAGCAGAAUAUGGGAUGCUUCCAGCUCAGAUGGUGGAUUACUACAAUCCUACAGGUCCUCCCCCCCCACCUCCUCCCCCUAUGAUUCCUUCAGCACAAACUGCAUUUGUUAGUCCCCUUCAGCUUCCUGCGCCACCGUCCCAUCCUGGACUAGUGACUGGCUCUACAUAUGCAGCUACUCAUCCUCCUCCUUCUAGUGGGCUUGUUGUCACUGCUCCUCCUCCUCCUGGCCCACCUCCUCCCCCUCCGGGCCCUCCUGCUACAGGUUCAUCCCUCUCUUCCUCCCCAAUGCAUGCUCCUCCAGCUACGGAGGUAAAACGUCAUGAACCUGCGCAGCCGCCAAUAAGUGAUGCACGGAGCGAUCUUCUUGCUGCCAUUCGAAUGGGAAUUCAGCUGAAAAAGGUGCAGGAGCAACGUGAGCAAGAAGCAAAGCGAGAGCCGGUUGGAAAUGAUGUGGCAACCAUCCUUUCAAGACGUAUUGCCGUGGAAUACAGUGAUUCUGAUGAUGAUUCAGAGUUUGAUGAGAAUGAUUGGUCCGAUUGAGCCUGGUCCAAGCCCAGUGGCAAGUUCAUGAAAUACUCGGCUUCAGUGAUUACUUUCUUAGCAAGAUGUAAAGCAGGACGUUGACAUGUAUUAAGGCUAGUGAUCGAAGUGCUAAAAUUGAAUUGUUAUUAUUCAGAAUGCUGUAGCUUAGCAACUCUGGUAAUAAUGAUGUGGUUAUGCUUAUGCAGAUCAGAAACUUGUCUUACUUUAAGUAUUUACCGCAUAAUACUUAAGUGCCACUAAAUGUAGCAAAUCAUGUGCUGCGUGCAAAAUAUGCUGCAGUUGUUGCACUGUUACAGAACCAGCAUUUUAUUUUACUUUCCUGAUCUUGAAGGGAUAAAAUAUAUUUUUUUGACUUUACAUCUUAUUCUUUUAAUUAUGUAAGCAACUUAGGUACUUGUGAAUUGGUCUGGUUGUUAGUCUUUGAAGGCAGUUAUCUAUAUGACUGAGUGAAGUGUUGCGUUCCAUAAAUAUGACUUUUAGCUUUUUUAUUAGUUACUAAUUAUGCCCACCUUAGUCUGUUUUUAAUCACUUCUGGGCUUAGGGUUUUUUUUGCGUACAGAAUUGAUUUUAGAUAAUCUUUCUUUUUAUCUUAAAAAUAUAGCAGAUGAUGAAAUGUAUGCUUUGAAGAACGAAUCCACAUGAUCAAAAAUUAACUUUUUAUGAGCAGGCUGGAGCAGUUUGUAACGGUACGAGCCCUAGGUUGCUGGCUGCUUGUUGGGUGGAGCGCUGGGGGGCCUCAGGUAGGUAGCGGGUGCACAUCCAUGUUACAAAUGAAAGUUAAAAUGUUUGUAGUGAUUUUCAGUUUUAUGAUACAGAUCAGCUAGAUGCCAAGACUUCAGGGUAGACCUGAUCAAAGCCAUAUGGUUAUUGCAGUGUAGAAAAUGUUACUCUGUUAUUACUAAAGAUUGGCACUUCUGUCAGUCCACCUCUAGCAAUCAGAUACAUUUCACAAGUAUUAAACUUGGUCUUUAUGCCUGUAGGUAUAAAUGUUUGUAAAUAAGUUUUGUUGUUGUUGAUUUGUACAUGUAUAGUCAUGACGGAUUGUUUUCUGUUUGCUGUAGCACGUUUACUCAAAAUACUUUGUAUUUCUUUCCCAGUACAUCCAUUGAUAAAAACCAUUGGCAGUUAAAACAGUUUCAGUGGCUGUUUAGGUACUACACCAUAUAUAUGCACUUGUUUUCUUUUUCCCUAGGAACAGUGGCUGCCAUGCUGUGUCUGUUUUCUUUAAAAAUAAUUCCUCUCUUUUUUUUUUUGCAGUACAGUAUUAAGAUGUUUCUUUGUUUUUGUGUUUUUAUCUCUUCUGGACUGAGUCAGGCUGCUGCUUUGCCUAAUGAGGUUUUUAAAAAAUGUAUUCAUAGCAGGGGAAGAGUUCUUUCCUUACCAGAUUAGAGUUUUAAUCUUUGUAACUGAAGUCUAUGUAAUUCCAGGUCUAACAUUUGGUAAAGCUUCUGUGUUUUGUGAGGCCCUGUCUGUUCUUUAAAAAAAAAGUAUGUAAAAUAAAGAGAAAUGGAAGAUAA